This is a messenger RNA of Hemiscyllium ocellatum (epaulette shark), 2383 nucleotides long. RefSeq names its product opioid growth factor receptor-like protein 1. The coding region runs from base 185 to 2110 and encodes 641 amino acids. Lineage: Eukaryota; Metazoa; Chordata; Chondrichthyes; Orectolobiformes; Hemiscylliidae. Gene Ontology annotation, cellular component: membrane. Gene Ontology annotation, molecular function: opioid growth factor receptor activity. The record is from RefSeq and is a predicted model, not a curated record. The transcript has 8 exons.
GAAAGAAAUUUGCUCUGAUUUCGUUUCCUGUGUUAAGCAGAGACUCCUCCCUCCUUUCCUCCCUCUCUCUCUCUCUCUCCCUCCUGGAUUGUGAACUUUCUCAUUAUUUGCACUUUGCUGUGUCCGCAUCCAUCUGGAGAGAAGCCUGUGGGAGGGGGAGCCCCGGGGGGCUGGUAUUUGGACGAUGUGGGGAGAUGAAGACUAUGAUUCCACUUGGGCAGAGAGCGAAGGGGAAGGGGAGCCCGAGUCAGCAGCGACCUCCCCGAAACCAGCCGUACCACCCUGGAACCUGAGGACCCGGAAAGAGACUGACCCAAGACCUGAGAAGCGAAACUAUUUGAAAUAUGACUCAGCACAUCGCUGGCGAAAUUGGAGGGCAGCAAAGGACCUACAGCGCUAUCGACAUGGUUACCCUGAUUUAGAUGAUAAAGUGAAGAAUAAUGAUAACAUUAACUUCAAGUUCUACAUGAAUCAGACACCUUCUCAGCCAGAUGAAAGGACCAUUGAACAUAUAAUUCAGAAUUGGAAAGGAAAAUAUCAACAUUUGGAGAAGAGUCAUUCGUACAUCCAAUGGCUGUUCCCGUUGCGUGAACCCGGAAUGAAUUGGCACGCCAAGGAGCUCUCAAGACAAGAAAUUGAGUUAUUCAGAAAUUCUAAAGAUGCAACACAGAGGCUAAUUAAAGUGUACGAGAUAAUGCUGGAUUUUUAUGGCAUUAAAUUAGUAAAUCGGAAAACUGGAGCAGUGAAACGAGCUCCUCACUGGAAAGAGCGAUUCGACAACCUCAAUCAACGCUCACACAAUAAUCUCCGCAUCACUCGGAUACUGAAGUGCCUUGGAGAGAUGGGCUUUGAGCAUUAUCAGCCGCCAUUGGUAAAGUUUUUCCUAACAGAAACAUUGGUGCAUAACCAGCUGCCCAACGUUAAAGAGAGUGUCUUGGAUUACUUUCUUUAUACCAUUCGAAGUAAAAUUGAGAGAAGGAAGCUGAUACUGUACGCCCAGAAGCAUUAUCGGCCAGCUGCAGACUUCGUCUGGGGCCCUCCCAAAGAAAUGGAACACCGGUUUAAGCAUAUUCGUGAGGAACUCUGGAAGGAAGAGGAGGAAACAGUGAGUGAGGAUAUGUCAGAUGAAGACACAUUGGCAAAAGGUGGAGAAAGCAGUUCCUUACCAUCAGACUCAGAUGAAGGCCACAGGUCAAAGCAGAGACGGGUAAUGAAAGAAAGGCCUUCAGAUUCUAGGGAGAAGAGCUCAACGUGUCAGAAGGACACAGAUGAGACAUUGGAGUAUCAAGUCGAGACUGAAAAACCUGAUGGGACCGUAGAUCAGGAGAGGUGUAAUGCUGAAGAGAAGAGCGACGGUGAUGGGAUAUCUCCAGCCUCUGAAAAUAAGUGCAAUGAAAAUGGUGAAAAGCAAAUUGAAUGUGAAGAGGUGACUGUUGUGGGAAGUAUUAAAGCAGAUGCUGAAGACUUGGUGCAAGAUGUUGACGUACCUGAGAACAGCCAAACCAAGCAUGAGCGAAUGGAGGCUGAUGUGGGAACACAAGAAAUGGAAGGUGAAGCUACCUGCCAAAUGGGAAAGGAAUUGUUAGUGCAUUCAGGCAAAGCAGGACUGUCUAUUAACGAAACAUAUUCCGAGCCAAAAGGCCGAGAAGAAACAGAUAUGCCAGUUAUGGAAGGCAAAAUUGUGAAGAGAAAAACAGAAGAGGGGCUUGAUGAGAGAGCUGAGCCGGAGCAUGUGAUCACUGAAGCAGGUAGCCUUGCAACUGAAGAAAGUAAAACUAGCAAUAUAUCAAAGGAUGAGGUGGAUAAGCCAGAAGUGAUUACCAAAGAAACUGAUAAGUCUCUGAAAGAAGAAACAGCAAUCAGCAAUACAGAACAGAAGAAUAUGUCAACUGAAUUAGAAGGUGAAAGCGAAUCUGAAAGAAAUAUUCCACAUCCUGCAAAUGAUGAAAGUGAAUGCACAGAAGAAAUGGAAACACAAGAAGUGGGACUGCUGGAAGCUGGAAAAGAUCCUGUAGGUCUAUGUAUGGAAAUGGAGAUGGAAGCUAGUAAAUGUGCAGGAGAAGAAGAUGUAGAAAUGGAAGAUGACCAGCAAACAACUUCAUCUUCAUAAAGCAGCAACUUUAUUGCUUUACAAGAGAAGACUAGAGAACCACUUUAGGAUAUGACUUUGAAGAAGAACCCCAAGCUUCCCAUCAAAUGCAGGAUUUCAAACAAAUAGGUUCUGCUACUCAGUAGCUUUGAGGAUUGGGAGACAGAAAUACCUCACGUGGCUACCAUAGACCUCUCUGUGCUGGAUACUAAAUUGUAUUUAGAGGCUGGUGUGUGCAUGUGAAUAUUUAAUACUUUCAUUUUUAAAUAAAGUGCUGAUAGCAGGUGAAGUUAA